This is a messenger RNA of Mizuhopecten yessoensis (Yesso scallop), 651 nucleotides long. Its product is annotated as mucin-2-like. The annotation marks the transcript as partial. NCBI's taxonomy places the organism in Eukaryota, Metazoa, Mollusca, Bivalvia, Pectinida, Pectinidae. Gene Ontology annotation, cellular component: extracellular matrix. The record is from RefSeq and is a predicted model, not a curated record. The transcript is spliced from 5 exons.
AUGCAGCAGUGCUGUGAGUCCUCAUCCAGUAAUGGCUGGGGAACCUCGGGAAACCGGUGUGACGAUUGCGCAAAUUUUAAAAGCCCUAUUAGUGUGAUAGGCCAGGAUCACGACGUCGGUUUCCGUACCUGUGUCAGCUUUGGAAGAUACUUCUUCCGUACAUUUGAUGGCAGAGAAUAUAAUUUCGCGGGUACCUGUAAAUAUGUGCUAUCAGCGGACUACGCGGGUCAGUGGCAGGUCUACCUUGAACCGAUCGGCUGUGACUCCCUUGACACGUGUACAAAGAAAAUAACUGUGCUUGUCCAUCUGCACAAAACACUCGAGUUAUUUGAGGGAAGGUGCUUCGUCGACGGCCAGGAAAUUGAUUUGGUUGAUAAAGUUCCUAUUUCUUCCGCAGGUUACAUGUUGAUGCGGAACGGAGACUGGAUACUCGUGUCUACGUACGAGACCAAACUGAGACUUAAAGUCAAUGCCAAGGCGACUGUAUACCUGACCAUGGACAACGAUUACGCCACUAGUAUGUUAAUGGUUGUCGGAUUGUGUGGAAACAACGAUGGAUUCUAUCAAAACGACUUCAUGACCCGGCUAGGAACUACAACUGUUGAUGCCGCAAGCUUCGCAAAGUCCUGGAUAACCGACGAUUACAGCGAU